AUGGGAAACAUAGUUCAGUGCUGUCACACUCUGUCACACUACUUUAAGUGUAAGGACACACCAGGCCAGGGAGAGGCGGAAAGAUCCCCCCUGCUGUCCAGCGAAGAGAGUGAAUGUUGUGACGACCUGGAGGACGAUCUGCUGACCGUCUCCGCCGGCGUUACGAACCCAUCCCUCGAUCCACAGCACUUCCUGUUCCCUGACAUCAUCCUGAGCAGCAGCCUGGGAGGGGACAUGACCCUGGUGGAGCCCAUGGUGUGUCUGCUGGUGUCCGAGGAGGAGGAGGGGCGAGGGGACGGAGUGAGCAGGGUGUUUGACCCAGGACAGGAGAGGAGCAUCAUGAGGAGAAACAGGGGGUUCUCUGAGGUGGAGACGCAGACGGAAAUGGAGACACAGAUCGGUAUGGGGGUGCAGACUCAGACAGAGACGCAGGCAGAGGUUCAGACACAGACAGAGAUGUUUGUGUGUCUGAGGUCUGAGGAUGUGGAGGAAAAACAUGAAAUACUGCAGAAGGUGGAAACAUCCCGAGAGAGACACUCAGAAACUCUCUAUAAUUUGCCAUCAGAGAAAGAGAGUGAACAGAUACUGGGAUCUGAAACCUGGUCUGACGGAGACAGUUUUAGUGAGUUAGAGGAGUCAAGGAAAGUGGAGGAACAUUCAGAAAGAAAGAAACUGUCCUUCAGAGAUUUACACGAGAGAGCAGAAGAAGAAGAAGAAGAAGUGAAGAUCUGUAUAUUACAAACAGAACAAAAGACUGAGCUACAAGAGGAAGCAGAUGUUUUGAAGGUACAGCAGAAGGAUAUUGCCGGUGAGGAACAUGCAGAGUUUACCUGGACAGAGGCGGAUGUAAAAGACAAAGGAGUAAGUGUUCAAUCAGAGUGCACUUCAGUGAUGCUGACUGGACACGAUCCAAACAACACGGAGGAGAAGCAAUCACAAAGGAAGCCGACCUUUGACCCUGCAGGGUGUCAUGUAGACCCCACGCAGGAGAGCGGGCAGGAUGAGGAGCAGAUCUGUGAGCGCGAGCAUCAGAACGUAAACGAAAAGGAUCUUAACACGAAAACAGAGAUAAAUCUGUUUGAGGAAGACACAGAUCAGUCGACAGAUCGUUUUGAAAGUCAGGAAAACUCACCAGAGAGGGAAGAGGACGAGAGUUCAGGUCUGCAGGAGGCCGUGGAGACAGAUCUGACUCAGGAGGAGGAGGAGGAGGAGGAGGGAGCUGAGAUGAAGAAGUUGACCUUGUUUUUAGUCGACAGGUUGUUUCUGGCAGCACCACAUGUCAAAGCACCUCCUCAUCAAAAUGCAGAAAGCCCCGAGGAAGCUGGUGUGGAACAAUGUGAUUCUGACAAGAAGGAACAACUCAGCAUCCGUGACAUAGUUGAUCUCCAAGAGACGAGAUGUACUGUCAGAAUCCAACCUCCUGGAACAGAGAGUUUGGAGCUCCAGGUGUCAGGCCAGAUGUUGGUGGCCGAGCUGCACCAGGUGCUGAUGGAUCACGAGGUCACGUGCCAUCGCACACGUUUCUCUCUGCAGCUGGGAGGCACCGCGCUGGACAACAUCACAGAGCUGGGCAGCAUCCAGGGCCUCCAGGACGGAGCGCUGAUCAAGCUGGUGGAGGAUUCUUACACAGUGCGUGACGCUCGUCUUCAUCUCCAUCAUGUCUGUGAUCUUCUGAGGAGCCUCGACCCUGCGGACGCUUACAACGGCGUGAACGGCAGCUCGCUGUCUUACCUCACCUUUUACACCAGAGGAGACAAGGACGGUGAAAAUGUCGGGAAGAGGCGCGUCUCUGAGAAGGAUUCCGUUGACCACAGGCCUCCGGAGUUCAUCCUCCCUGGAUGUAAGGAGCGACCUCUUCUUCCCCUGCAGCCGCUCAGAGACGACUGGAAGCCUUUACAGUGCCUGCGGGUUCUGACCAUGAGCAGCUGGAACCCUCCUCCAGGGAACAGGAAGAUGCACGGAGACCUCAUGUACCUCAACGCCCUGACCAUGGAGGACAGAGAGCUCAACAUUACGUCCUCUACACGUGGUUUCUACCUCAACCAGUCAACUGCCUUCAACUUCAACCCGAAACCUGCAGCUCCCAAAACCCUCUGCCACUCCCUGGUUGAGCUGCUGAAUCACGUCAGUCCUGCGUUCAGGAAAAACUUCAGCGCCCUGCAGAAGAGAAGAGUCCAGCAGCACCCGUAUGAGCGCUUCGCAGCCCCUUUUCAGGUGUUCACCUGGACGGCCCCCCACGGAGAGCACAGCCUGGACUGUGUCCGAGCGGAGGAGACGCACGCCAGCCACAUGGGCCAGGACAAGCACACAGCCGGGCAGAGCCGGGAUUGGAAUGAGGAGCUGCAGGGAUGCAGGGAACUUCCCAGGAAGUCUUUGCAGGAGCGUCUGCACAGAGAGAGGAGCGUGUUUAAGACCAACACUGACUUUGUUGCCGCUGCAACACAAGGUGCUGUGGCCGUAAUUGACGGUAACGUCAUGCCGAUAAACCCCAGUGAGGCGCCUCAUAUGCAGAUGUUCAUCUGGAACAACAUCUUCCUCAGCUUGGGGUUCGACAUAUCUGAGCACUACCGACCACUGGGGGGCAACACUGCUGCUCACGCUGCUGCCACCUGCGACUUGAGAGGAGCUCAGGCAUAUGCAUCUGUCGACACAGACGGGCUUCACACCCUUGGGACGGCCGUGUUGGAUUAUCGUGGCGUCCGUGUCAUCGCUCAGACGAUUGUUCCCGGGAUACUGGAGAAGAGUCAGGAGCAGAGUCUCGUCUAUGGCUCUAAUGACUAUGGAGCAACUGUAUUUACGCACCCAAGGUUUCUGGAGCUUCUGGAUAAAACCUGUAAACCACUGAGAAUCCAGCGUCACCAGGUGCUCAACCAUGACAACAUCCCAGUGGAGCUUUGCUCUGGCAUUGAAACCAAGGGCAUCCUGGGUAAUGAUGGACGACCUUACAUCUUGGAUCUUCUCCGCACCGUCCCCCCUGACCUCAACUUCCAGUUCUCAGAGACUGCAAGUGAGACGAGGGAGACGGGGGAGACGGGGGAGGAGGUGCCAGAGGAAUGUAGGAGCUUGGGUUACCCACGGCGACAUCGUCACAGCCUGGCUAGCCUGAGACCGGAGCUGAUAGAGGCCUUUGUCCAGCACAGGUAUGAACUUUAUGUCACGAUGGUGGCCCAGGGGCUCAGCCAACUGGAGGACCGGGAUGAAGCUACAGGGCAGAGUGAAGAAGAUCUGGUCUGUGAGCCGAGAACUGGAGAUACAACCACAGCCGCAGAUGCCAUGGAAUCUCAGAGAAGAGAUGUGAUGACGGAAGCUUGUCGGGCUGUCGGAUCCGUGAGUGACACUCGCUUUGACAUCCGCUUCAAUCCAGAUGUUUGCUCUCCAGGUGUUCGUUUCCCAUCUGAUUCUGUCGAGGACGAUCAGAGACACAGGAAGUUGUUAUGGGACGCAGCCGCUUUUCUAUUGUCCAAUCAGAUUCCAGCCAUGCUGAGGGACUGUCUGGACCACACAGCCGUGCCGAUGGAUGGAGGGACCCUGACGUCGCUGCUCCAUCAGCAGGGUGUGAACGUGCGAUACCUGGGCACCUUACUGGGGGAACUGCACAGGGUGGAGGAGAGAGGGAGACUCGGACACAUAAAGAGACUUGCUGUCAGUGAAGUCAUCAUCAGAAGUGCAAAACACAUCUUCAGGACCUUUCUACAGGAUGUGGAACCUGCAGCUUUCUCUGCCGCCGUCAGUCACUUCCUGAACUGCCUCUUGAGCUCCUCGUCCUGCACCCCCGACUCCGGCUCAGAUGAGUUGCUCUCUCGCCGCAGGAGCCGACGCCGACGGAGCCACGGGAGUCGAGUCGCCUUGUUGACGGACAGCGUGUGGGCGAGGCUGACCCCCAGUGAGCUGUGGGGCAGGAUCAGGACUGAGGCCGGAGACUAUUUCAACUACACAAUAGACAGUGACAGUAUAGAUGAAGUGAUAGAAAAGCACGGCCUUCAGAGGAUCUCCCUCCUGAGAGAGAUCGCCAUCAAGACGGGCAUCCAGGUACAGCUGAGGGAGUACGUGUUCGAGUCUCGACACAAGCCGGUGUUUGGUGAGGAAGAUGUCGUCAACAUGUUCCCUGUGGUCAAACAUCUCAAACCCACAGCGACGGACGCUACACGGCUUGUGCAACGAGCACAGGCGGCAGUGCAGAGGGGGCUUCUCAGAGACGGCUAUGAGCUGAUAAGCCAGGCCCUGACUCUGUUCAGCAGCGUCUGUGGGGUCCUGCAUGAGGACGUGUGCGUGUGUCUGCGUCUCUUGGGACGACUCAGCUACAUCUUGGGGGAAUAUGCGGACGCUCUCAGCCACCAGGAAAAGGUUGUUAUGAGUAGUGAGCGACUCCAUGGUAUUGACCAUCCACAGACCAUACAAGACUAUACUCACCUGGGCCUGUACUGCUUUGCUGGAGGCCAACUCUCCAUCUCCUUGAAGCUGCUGUAUCGAGCAAGGUACCUCACGCUGCUUGUGAGCGGAGAGGAUCAUCCGCAGGUCGCACUGCUGGAUAGUAUGCUGGGUCUCGUGCUUCAUGGACUGAUGGAGCAUGAACUUUCCCUGAAGUUCCUACAGAACGCCUUAAAUUUGACCUCAAAAUACCGCGGCGCCACAUCUGUGAGGCUGGCACACAGUCAUCAUCUGCUCGCCACCGUAUACGAGACCAAAGGAGAGUUUCGAUCAGCUCUGCAACAUGAGAGAGAGGCUUAUGCGAUAUAUAAGAGCCAGGUCGGUGAGAACCACGACAGUACGAAGGAAAGCUCAGAAUAUCUGAAGAGCCUCACUCAGCAGGCUGUGGUCCUUCAGAAAGCCAUCAACCAUUUUUACAGUGACACGCCCGGUGCAUGUGUUCCACCUCCGAAGUUUUCCAGUCCGAGCCUUCUGGAGAUUAUUCAGCAGCUGAACCUGACGUGUGGAAUCAUUUUCAUCCCCCUCAGUGCAAAUGAUGUAGCAGACCUGAGGAAGGGGAUGAAGAAACAGGAUAAGGUUCAAGUGGAAGAGUUGGAAACUCAGCUGUUGAAGCAGAGGAAAGACACAGGACAACAAAACUGA
Limanda limanda (common dab) is the source of this 5070-nucleotide messenger RNA. Its product is annotated as clustered mitochondria protein homolog. Bases 1 to 5070 code for a protein of 1689 amino acids. Gene Ontology annotation, molecular function: protein binding; mRNA binding. The transcript is spliced from 28 exons. Lineage: Eukaryota; Metazoa; Chordata; Actinopteri; Pleuronectiformes; Pleuronectidae. Gene Ontology annotation, cellular component: cytoplasm. The record is from RefSeq and is a predicted model, not a curated record. Gene Ontology annotation, biological process: intracellular distribution of mitochondria.